Camellia sinensis is the source of this 562-nucleotide messenger RNA. Lineage: Eukaryota; Viridiplantae; Streptophyta; Magnoliopsida; Ericales; Theaceae. The record is from RefSeq and is a predicted model, not a curated record.
GACAAUUCUGUGCGUAGCUGGAUUUUACGUGACCAUGUCCUAUGUGAAGUGCCCUUUCCUUCGAAUACUCCUGGUGCGAGGAGCUCCAGUGAUGUUCCAAAUGUAUUUGAUUCAUGCUUUGGUUUAGCAACAUCCCCUGGAAAUCUGGUGGUUGCUGUGGACUCAGAAGGCUGCUGUUGAGUUCUUCUGGAUUGGUGGGCAGCAAUGCGAUGUUUUAUCUUCCAGAGACCCUGAGUUUGAUGUUGAAGCUUUUUCUGGUUUUCCUGACAAGGAAUUAUUUUAUUGGAAGUAUAAUUUUUUGUGGUCUUUAAAUCAAUAUGAACAUGUGGAGAAGCCUCUGGUUGUUUGGGAUAUCAUAGAAGCAUUAUUGACGUUCAAGCAGUCUGCACCUAAGUAUGUGGAGCAUGUACUAGCUAAGUGAGCUGGAGGCAGACAAAAUUAACUGCUGUUUGAAGAAUUUUGAAGGAAUACGUGGUGCUGAAGAAGAACACCUUGCUUUGUGGCUGGAGCUGCUUCUGAGCAGUGAAAGAGAACUCCGAGAAAGGCUCGUGGCUUUUAGUUU